This is a messenger RNA of Apodemus sylvaticus (European woodmouse), 603 nucleotides long. Its product is annotated as proline-rich protein 2-like. Bases 1 to 603 code for a protein of 200 amino acids. The record is from RefSeq and is a predicted model, not a curated record. The transcript has a single exon. Lineage: Eukaryota; Metazoa; Chordata; Mammalia; Rodentia; Muridae.
AUGGGACCCCAGCGAGGAGGGCCCCCUCCACCGUCCAGUUCACCCCUCUAUCCCUUUCCUGGCCUCUGGGCGCCCCCGCAAGGCUUCGUCCCGAAGCAGAACCUCCGGGAGCCAAGCCCACGAGGCCCGUCGCGGGACCCACCCCCCCUUCCUUCUCCCAGCACCUCGUCCUCCACGCACCGGGCCCCCGGGGCUCCUCUUCUUCGUCGUCCUAGCUCGUACCGCCCCCCGUCGGGGACUCCACCCCCAGCCUGCCCCCGCCCGCAGAAAGCCCCCCUCCCCACCGUGCGCUGCCUGCGCCCUCUGCCCCGGCACGGGACUCUCUUUGGCCUCGGUUCCCCGCCCAGAAGCCGCGGCGGCGACGGCGGCAGCAACGGUGGCGGCGGCCCCAGCAGGAGCAGCAGCGGCGGCGGCGGCGGCAGCGGCAGCAGCGCCGCCCGGGCCCCGCCCCGCCGCCCGCCGGAGCCCCACGCCCCGCCCGCCCGCCCCGCCGCCGGACUACUCCCCCCGAAGACCACCACUAACCCCCCCCCACUCCCUGGCCACGAUCCGCUUGAAUCCACCUCCGCGGGGCCUGCUGUCCAUUCCUCACGCCCCUUAUGA